This is a messenger RNA of Cyphellophora europaea CBS 101466, 2022 nucleotides long. RefSeq lists its product as uncharacterized. The record is from RefSeq and is a predicted model, not a curated record. The transcript has a single exon. Gene Ontology annotation, cellular component: nucleus. Lineage: Eukaryota; Fungi; Ascomycota; Eurotiomycetes; Chaetothyriales; Cyphellophoraceae. Bases 1 to 2022 code for a protein of 673 amino acids.
AUGGCUCCUUCGCGACAGGCUUAUCGUAGUCGCAACCCGAAGCGCCAGACGCGCUUGCAGUUUGGUUCGCUACCAGCAUCGUCUCCGAGCAACAAAGAAUAUUCUACCGCAAUACAGGAUCGCCUUUCUCGUGUAACCUACACAGGAUCACGACCACGCGCGAAGAAUCUCCCAACACCAGAGCCAUCCUCACAACUAAGCGGUCAGGUAAUGGAAGAUGAUGCAUCUUCACUCAGUGACCCUCCUCCCACGCCGCCAACCAGCAGCAAUGGACCGAACCUACUGGAAGAGGACGAUGAUGAUGAACUGGUCGCACCGUCUUCGAAGCGCAGGAAAAUCAACAGACGUGCAGUAGCAACCACCAGCGUAUCAAGUCCGCUCAGGCGCUCCAUGCGCUUCGGUAGUACUUCGCCCCGGCGUGAAUCAUCCACAUCUCGGUCCAGCCGCCGCACCCAUAUUGAGCUUGACUCAACUUCCCCCUCACCUGGAGUAAUUUCUGAUGUUGGCUCAGCCGAGUCGACCGAUGAUGACGCUGAUGUUUUAGCUUCAGCCCCUACGAAGCGCAAACGAGCCAAAGCGAGUACGAAAACGAACUACCUUGGAGCGCGGCCUCAAUCUCUGGCGUCUUAUGUUCCCGGACGGUCUGUCGAUCAAGAUGGCUGGCUAGUCAAUGAUGACGAAGUCGAAUACAUGUCUUCCGACGAUGCAGAGCCAGUCCGGCGCAAAGCUCCAAGAAGUGAGAAGACUUCUAGGUCAGCCAAACGCAGAAGCCGUAGGGAACAAGAAGAGCUAGAAGCCGAUCUAGAUGACCUGCGGGGCUCCGAAUCAGAACAUUCAGCGAGCAUACCCCGAACGAGAGGCGGCCCUGUCACGGCAAAACGCGAUGAGACCCGAGAGCAGUUUGAUCUUCUCAGGCGCAGAAGAGCUGGGGAAAAGAUCCCAAGGGUUUACGACUCCGAUGAGGAUGGCUCCGAACAAGGAGCAGACAUCAACUACAUCGGACGACCAUCACAGGCGAUGUCAGACCAAGGAUCUGUACACUCAUCACUCGAUACAGAUCAGGGAGAUGAAUCAGAGCCCCGAGCAGACGGAGACGACAACUUCAUCGAAGAUGAUGAACACGAGGAGCCGGAGGCAUCGAGGAGACCUCGUUCUGACAUCCCCCUUGAAUUCACUCCCUGGAUGACGGCGAAACCGAGAGAAUUGUUUCCGCAUAUCAUUGAAUGGCUCGUCAAGAACAAAAUUGCGCCGGCGUUUCCCCGAGAUGAUGAUAUAUUUAAGCUCGCCUUCCAGCGCGUCAACGAUCAAGUUGCUGCACAAGCCGGGAGUCGCCUUAUCUCGUCGGCUUGGAAUGCUGAGUUCAGGAAUACCAUCCUGGCCCGCCCUGACAUUGCCAUCGCCCUGAUGCCGGGUGACGAGGAUGACCGUGACACUUGCGAUGCCUGCAAUAAAAGCAACCAUCCUGCCAGAUACGACUUUGUCCUGUCCGGCCAAGCAUAUAAUAUGAAGACUCUUGAACCCAUCGAGAAGGACUCCGACGCAGAAGAUGACGAUGGCGAUAACAGAGACGAUGCGAGCGUGGACGAGAAGGGCCGCGUCCUGGCAUCGCAAACCCGUCAUUUCCAUCUCGGCUCGCACUGCACCGCUAACGCUCAAAUGGGUCAUAAACUUACUCACUGGAAGUAUCAUUUGAACGAGACAUUGCUACAGCAUCUUGAAGAGCAAGGGGUUCUUUCUGCCGAAGCCAUCGUGGCGCGCGAAAAGAAGAGCAGGCGCAAGCGCGAGAAGGAGGCGGAAGCCAUUGUCGACACAUUGGAAGAGACCGGCAAGAUCGACGACCUUUGGGGCUUGUUUCAGACAGACCUCAAGGAUGCCAUGUUGGGUAUGUCGGACUACGCGGUUCGUGGCGGCAGAUCUCGUGGGAGAUUUGGUGUAGUGCAAGCAAGGACGGUCGAUGGGAAGACGAGGACGUGGAACAACGAUCGCUACAGGGAGAGGGUGACCUUGAGUGACUCGGAGUAA